UAAUAAUUUGUGCUACAACACAACUGUAUACCGCGCUUUACAUGUGCUCUUAGUGAAUAGUUAUUUUUGGUAACCAUACCAACCGAUAUAUGUUCUAACACUCUUUGAAUAUAAGCGUGUUCUUUUGUUGUUCCCAUGGUAGCAAUGGCGAACGUUUCGAGGAGAUGUGUGAGAAUAUCAAGUAUUAUUAUACCAGGGCUUAGACCGUCACAUUCAAGAAAGUGUUGUGCGUACAGUUGUAAGAAAUUUAAUGGAACAACAUUUUCACUAACAAGAAGAUAUUCCAGUUUAAGUGCUCCACAUUCGCCGAGUGCCAAAAAUAUAGAAGAUUCCAUAGAUGUAAAGAAGAUUAGUAAUCCACUAGUGCCACCUGUAAGUCCUGGUGACGAAGACCAUGAAGAGCAGAAGAGACGAGAUUCUUCUUGGAAAGCAAUGAAGUACAGUUUCAUUGCUUUUGGUGCCACUUUUGGAAUCCUGGGAUCUUACAUGGUUUAUGAACUAGGUAAGCCAAAGAGAGAUGAGAAUGGCAACACUGUAGAAGAUGAGUUCAGCCAGAUGCCACUGAUUCAACAGUUCUUCAGUCGCAUGUUGAAGGAAGUGAACUACUACAAACGGAUGAUUCGUGAACCGUCUCGAGAGAAGCUGCUGCCUGACCCGGUCCCUUAUCCCUACAUACAGCCGCCCUAUACACUCGUGCUGGAGUUGACUGACGUGCUAGUUCAUCCUGAUUGGACGUACAAGACUGGGUGGAGGUUCAAGAAGCGUCCAGGCGUGGAUCAGUUCUUGGAGCAGGUGGCGCCACCAUUGUUUGAGGUGGUGGUGUUUACUGCUGAGCCUGGCAUGACUGUGUUCCCCAUUCUGGAUGCCCUGGAUCCAAAUGGCUACAUAAUGUACAGACUGGUGAGGGAUGCCACACAUUUUGUUGAUGGGCACCACGUUAAGGACUUGGACUGCCUGAACCGAGAUCUGAGGAAGGUGAUCGUGAUAGACUGGAAUGGUGAAUCAUUGAAGUUUCAUCCAAGGAACAUGCUGCGACUGCCAAGGUGGAAGGGCAAUGAUGAUGACCAGACUCUGGUGGCCCUAGGAACAUUUUUAAGAACAAUUGCUGCUGAGAAGGUGGAGGAUGUGAGGGAGGUUCUGGAGUACUACCAGCAAUAUCCAAACCCAGUGGAGGCCUUCAGGGAGAAACAGAGGAAGUUACUGGAUCAACUUGAAGCAAAGGAAAAGCAGCUGAAAGAUCAACCUCCGACAGCAAACUGGUGGACGCCGGUCUUCCUGAAGCCUCGCAGCAGCUGAGGCCUGCGUGAAUCUUAUAUGUAGGAUAUCAAUGCGUACUUUGUUCCUGUGCGGUGAGCCUGUUCGCAGUUGGUCAAGCCUUGGAGUUUAUACACUCAAAACAUGUUAACUCUUUGUUAUUCUAAGUGGUUUCUGCCAGUAUGUACUCCUGUUUGUAGCUGUGCAACCCAGAACCUUCCAAAGUAAAAACUACUGUCUUGAUUCUAGGAUGGCAUCCUAUAAUUAUAGGCUAGAAAAUAAAUUAAAUGUAGGAGUAUGACAGAAAAGUUAUUUUAUCUGCAUACAGCUGUGGGCUGCAUUAUCUUUUGGUAAUGUCAUAUUUUUUAUGCAGCUGUACAGUUGAUAAGUUAAUUGUAUAAACACAUUCACAGUUUGCUUUUAUUAUGUUCACAAGUGCACAGACAUUAGCAAAUAUAACAUCACUUGUUUCCCUAUUCCAGUGAACUUGAUAUCCACUAAAAUACUUUUUCUUAGAUCUCUAUCAACCGAGUAAUUUUAAAUCCAAGCAGAGUUCAAACUCAGAUCGGCCAAUCCGUGCAGUUUACAAUUCCUGAGCUGAAGGUCAGGCUUUGAUCUUGAAAAUUGUAGAACUGCUUAAAAUGUAUUAAUAAAAUUAAUCUGUGGUGAUAAUUCAAAGAGCAUGACUUUGGAGCAGCUAAUUAUAUAAUAAUAUAUUUAGAGGUUGUUAUAAUGUGUAAAGGUAGUUGUCCCUGAUACUUUGUUUUGGAAAGCAAAGUUACUGAACUCGCUAGCAGUGGACUCGUGACAAGGAUAAAACUUAAGUCCUAUGUAGAUGUGUUUCUUCUCAAAUAAAUACCAAAAGUGAUAAUUA
Messenger RNA from Zootermopsis nevadensis, 2128 nucleotides. Its product is annotated as mitochondrial import inner membrane translocase subunit TIM50-C. Lineage: Eukaryota; Metazoa; Arthropoda; Insecta; Blattodea; Termopsidae. The record is from RefSeq and is a predicted model, not a curated record.